This is a messenger RNA of Rhinocladiella mackenziei CBS 650.93, 1059 nucleotides long. RefSeq lists its product as uncharacterized. The record is from RefSeq and is a predicted model, not a curated record. NCBI's taxonomy places the organism in Eukaryota, Fungi, Ascomycota, Eurotiomycetes, Chaetothyriales, Herpotrichiellaceae. Gene Ontology annotation, molecular function: arylformamidase activity. The transcript has 4 exons. Bases 1 to 1059 code for a protein of 352 amino acids.
AUGUCGGCACGAAAGAUCAUUGAGACAUCCAAUCAUGUCGGUGUCGUUGGUGAGGAACAUUAUAGCAACCGCGGUGCCAAGAAAGAACGGCAAGUCAUGAAUGUGCCAUCUUAUGCCGACCUCCCGGCUGUUCCCAAUAUGCCGCAUGGCUGCACCUGGGGCUUGUGGGACCAAGACGGCCAACGAGAUGAAUUGGGAACUCUUAAUCUCUUGACUCCCCCCACUGUCCUCACGGCCCGGAAUGAGAUCCAACAUGGCGUCAGUGUCGCAAUCAACUGGUCACUUGACAAUUGCGAGACUCCCCACUCAAAUCGAAGGAGACCUAGUCAUAGGAUCAUGCCAUUGCCUGACUGGAUCGGACAUGAUGACGAGGUGGAGAUGAAUACUCAGAGUGGGAGUCAAUGGGACGGUUUUCGGCACUGGGCGCAUCAGCCGUCGAGGAUGUAUUACAACGGCGUCCCACACGCUGAUAUCACCAACCCCAGUGCCCCAGUUCGGAAUGGAAUCGACCAAUGGACGAAAAGAGGUGGCAUAGUUGGACGAGGUAUUCUCCUGGAUUAUUACUCCUGGGCGCAGAGAGAAGGUAUCCAUUAUUCACCAAUCGAGCGUCACGCCAUUUCCGAGAAAGAUCUCGAGGCUGUUGCGAGAUGGCAGGGAACCCAAUUUCACCCGAGCGACAUCUUACUGAUACGGUCUGGAUUUGUGAAGUGGUACAAGGAGGCUAGUCCCGAAGAUCGCAGGCGCGGGACAGUAGACGGUUCGGCUUGGGCUGGAAUUGAAGGAACGAAAGAGUCCGUCGAAUGGUUGUGGAAUCGUCACUUUGCUGCGGUGGGAGGAGAUGCCAAUGUCUUUGAGGCGUGGCCAGCCAAGGAUGAAAGAUGGCGCCUUCACGAUAAUCUGAUUGCCCUCUUUGGAAUGCCAGUGGGGGAAAUGUUUGAUUUGGACGAGCUGGCUGCUGUGUGUCAAAAGCUCAAAAAGUGGAGCUUCUUUUUCACCAGUGCGCCUUUGAACUUCCCGGGGGGUGUGGCCAGCCCCCCUAAUGCCAUAUGUAUCUUGUAG